GUCGUUUGGUUUGGAAGAGGAAAAGAAAAAGUGGGGAAACAAGCGCGAAUAUAACCAUGAGCAGCGACGGAGAAGAGGCAGCGCGACGGCGUACUGUGGUGGCGGACUAUCGCAAAAAGUUACUCCAGCACAAGGAGUUGGAAUCCAGAGUACGAGCUGUGAGGGAGAACCUGAGAUCUGCAAAGAAAGAGUUCAACAAGACAGAGGAUGAUUUGAAGUCCCUUCAAAGUGUUGGGCAGAUCAUAGGUGAAGUUCUUCGCCCUCUCGAUAAUGAACGCAUGAUUGUUAAAGCAAGCAGUGGUCCCCGAUAUGUGGUUGGCUGCCGAAGCAAAGUGGACAAGGAAAAAUUGACUGCAGGAACUAGAGUGGUAUUAGAUAUGACAACACUCACAAUCAUGCGGUCUCUUCCUCGUGAAGUAGAUCCAGUUGUUUAUAACAUGUUGCAUGAAGAUCCUGGUAAUGUGAGCUACUCAGCUGUGGGUGGUUUGUCUGAUCAAAUCAGAGAAUUGAGGGAAUCCAUUGAGCUACCUCUCAUGAACCCUGAGCUUUUCCUUAGAGUGGGGAUUAAACCUCCGAAGGGUGUUCUUCUUUAUGGACCUCCUGGUACUGGAAAGACUUUGUUGGCUAGGGCUAUUGCAAGUAAUAUAGAUGCCAACUUUUUAAAGGUUGUUUCGAGUGCCAUUAUUGACAAAUACAUAGGAGAAAGUGCUAGGUUGAUAAGAGAAAUGUUUGGAUAUGCACGUGAUCACCAACCUUGCAUCAUUUUCAUGGAUGAGAUAGAUGCCAUUGGUGGGCGCCGUUUUAGUGAGGGAACAAGUGCUGAUCGUGAAAUUCAAAGGACACUGAUGGAGCUACUUAAUCAGCUUGAUGGAUUUGAUCAGCUUGGGAAGGUUAAAAUGAUAAUGGCAACAAACAGACCUGAUGUUCUUGACCCUGCACUUCUACGUCCUGGGCGGUUAGAUAGAAAAAUAGAGAUUCCAUUGCCAAAUGAACAGUCACGAAUGGAAAUCCUUAAGAUUCAUGCUGCUGGAAUUGCCAAGCACGGGGAAAUUGACUACGAGGCUGUUGUGAAACUUGCAGAGGGAUUUAAUGGAGCUGAUCUCCGCAAUGUUUGCACGGAAGCUGGAAUGUCGGCAAUCCGUGCAGAACGUGAUUAUGUCAUCCACGAAGAUUUUAUGAAGGCUGUAAGGAAGCUUAACGAGGCAAAGAAACUUGAAUCAAGUGCACACUAUAAUGCUGAUUUUGGGAAAGACUAGAAGCCUUUUCUAUUUGCAGAGCCACGGAAUACAGGGCAGUGCUCUUCUUUCAGAAAUUUUAGAUUCAUUGUAUCCUAUGACAGUUGGUAGUUUCUCAAGAUCUGGAUUUCGCUCUGGAAACUUUAGUAAUGAGGCUCAGGAGCCUGAGGACGUUAAAGAAAUUUCACUGUUUCUACAUCUAAUAUUGAGGUUAUUCGCAGACUCCUUUGGAGCUAAUUUUGAUGUGGAUUCGCCCCUCACACCCCUUUUUCCAGCAAAACAAGUCCCAUAAUCAAAUUGGGACAGAAACGAAUGCUCAUCACUAUUAGUCCAUUGCCAAAAGGGGACGUGUACAACUGUUUAAAAAGCAUGGUUAACUUGGCCUAGCCGAUAGUCGGUUUAAGUUAUAGUUGGGUUGAAUUAGAAUUUAACUGAUGCAUUGUUCAUUUUGAAUACUUUCUGAUAAAUGUUAAAUUUAUAUUUUAUUUUUUUA
Messenger RNA from Manihot esculenta (cassava), 1728 nucleotides. Its product is annotated as 26S proteasome regulatory subunit S10B homolog B. Gene Ontology annotation, cellular component: cytosolic proteasome complex; proteasome regulatory particle, base subcomplex. The transcript has 10 exons. The coding region runs from base 57 to 1256 and encodes 399 amino acids. Gene Ontology annotation, molecular function: ATP binding; proteasome-activating activity; ATP hydrolysis activity. NCBI's taxonomy places the organism in Eukaryota, Viridiplantae, Streptophyta, Magnoliopsida, Malpighiales, Euphorbiaceae. Gene Ontology annotation, biological process: positive regulation of RNA polymerase II transcription preinitiation complex assembly. The record is from RefSeq and is a predicted model, not a curated record.